AUGGCCACAACAGCUUCAACCAGACCUGUUGUUGCUGAUACCGCGGCUGUGGACUCCGCCGAAGCCGCGGCGACUGCACCCGACGAGACCAUCGGCCUUCACUCGCCCCCCGACAGUAACAACGCCUCCAAAACAGACGGCUGCAGCAGCUCCGACUCGGAGCUCAGCUGUUUCGACGAUGACUUGGCCGAGGCUUUGAGCAAUCCGCCCGCUGCCGAAAUCGGCUCACUUGCGACCGCACCGGCUGCUGAUACUGGUGCUCAGGCUGAAGCUCAUGUUCAUGCUCAUGCCGAGGCCGAUAUUGUGCACGCACACGUCGACGACACAGCCGCAGCCUCGCCUGCUCUUCCGUCUACAAACGCCUCCCCCGGCAAUGCGGCUGAGGACGACGAUAUUGGGGACAUCGAGCCGGACGAAUAUUCCGGCACUGUUCCGAUCUUCCGUCCAACCAUGCACCAGUUCCGAGAUUUUAAGAAAUUUGUGCGCUUUACCAUGGAAAAAAUCGAUCACUAUGGUAUGAAGUCCGGUAUCGUAAAGAUUGUCCCACCCCAGGAUUGGUCCGACACCGUCGGGCCUGUCGACGAGCUGGUCAAGGGUAUCAAAGUUCGCGAGCCCAUCAAGCAAGACAUUAUGGGCUCCAACGGGACCUACCGUCAAGUCAACAUCCUUCACCAGCGGACGUACAAUCUGCCACAAUGGCGUCAGCUCUGUGACCAGAGCGAGCACCAGCCUCCCGCCCGACGUGGCGAGCGUCGUGCCAACGCGGACAAGCCCAAGCCGACUACUCGCACCCGUUCUGCUGCGGCUGCGUCUUCGGCGACAGUUAAUACGGCGGCUGGUUCCGUCCCUGCCGCCCCCAAGAAGGGCAAGCGUGGUCGGACUACGCGGAGAUGGACGACGCGCCAGGGCGUUGAUGAUGACGCCUCGUCGGUCUUGUCUGAGCCGCGCCCGAUGACGCCCGAAUCCCAACGAGGUGACGAUGAUAGGCUCCAGGACGAUGACAAGACGUGCGUGGAAACUCCCGAGGAUACUGGUAUUGCCCACGAAGAUAGGGAUGACAAACCCGAGGACACGGUCAUGGUAUCCGUGGAGGUGGACCACCUGGUAAAGAAGGAAAGCAGCGGCGAUGCGGGCGAUGCCGAGGACAGCUGCGUCGAAGUGCCGGCACCGCCUCGCCGCCUGGGCUUCACGCGCCAGGCGUCGGCCAAGACCCAAUCGACGUCGGCUCGUCGCAAGUUUGGCAAGCGAGAGGGGUCUGCCAAGAUCGACGAGGCCUUGUUCAAGGACUGGGACUACCGGAUGGAUGCCUCCGACUACACCCCGGAACGCUGCGAGGAGCUGGAGCGGAUCUACUGGAAGACACUGACGUAUGCCCCUCCGCUGUACGGGGCCGACCUUCCCGGCACGCUCUUUGACGAGAACACGGAGCUGUGGAACCUGAACAAGCUGCCCAACCUGCUGGAUGUGCUGGGUACUAAGGUUCCCGGAGUCAACACGGCCUACCUCUACCUGGGCAUGUGGAAGGCCACGUUUGCGUGGCACCUCGAGGAUGUCGACCUGUACAGCAUCAACUACCUUCACUUUGGGGCGCCCAAGCAGUGGUACAGCAUUUCUCAGGGCGACGCCCGGCGGUUUGAGGCAGCCAUGAAGAACAUCUGGCCGGCGGACGCCAAGGCCUGUGACCAGUUCCUGCGCCACAAGGCCUUUCUCAUCUCGCCGUCCCACCUCCAGCAGCACUACAACAUCAGGGUCAACAAGUGUGUGUCCUACCCCGGCGAGUUUGUCGUCACCUAUCCGUACGGGUACCAUUCCGGAUACAAUCUCGGCUACAACUGCGCCGAGGCAGUCAACUUCGCCCUGGAAUCGUGGCUUCCCAUGGGAAAGAUUGCCAAGAAGUGCGAGUGCGCCCAGGCACAGGACAGCGUCUGGGUGGACGUGUACGAAAUCGAGCGCAAGCUGCGUGGCAUCUCCACGGACGACGAGGAUGAUGAGGACGAAGACUCGGAUGACGACAUGGACAUGGACGACGUGGACGACUUGGACGAUCAGGAGGGCUCCAUCAUCGGGCUACCGACGCCGCCGUCAGGACGUGUUCGUAUCCGGGCGCCGAAUCGAAAGCGCAAACGCGGGGCGGACACGGACAAGGGCGACACCGCGGACGAAGCGGAUGGCCUGAGUCGUGCUGGUGCGCGGAAGCUGAAGCGGAUGCGGCUGCGGCUGCAGUCCGCCGAGGGAUCCCCUUGCUGCCUCUGCCCAAACGACAUUCCGUACGCGGAGCUUUUGCCGACGGACGACGGGCGCAAGGCCCACCGGCUUUGUGCGCUGUAUUUGCCGGAGACGUGCAUCGACGUGAUCGAUGGCAAGGACGUGGUGACCAACGUGGCCGAAUUCACAGCGGCGCGGCUGGAGGUGCGAUGCAUGUACUGCCGGAUGCGCAAGGGUGUGUGCUUCCAGUGCUCGUACACACGAUGCACGCGGUCGUACCACCCGACGUGUGCGGCAGCGGCAGGCGUGUUUGUGGAGGAGGGCGAGGUGCCCGUGUUUGGCGACGACGGGACGGAAUACAAGGAGCAGGCGUUUGAGUUCACGUGCCGGUUCCAGCGGGCGAAGCGGGACAAGAAGUACGACGGUGAGGCGCUCGAGAAGAACGAGCGGAUCCGCAAAGCGGCGUCGGCCCUCAAGAAGGGCAGCAUAUGCCAGAUGCAGUUUUACCGCAGCGACAUUUUUGCGGGGGUGGUGCUGGAGAACCGGGCGGACGAGGAGACGGUGCUGCUGCAUGUGGUUCCGAGCGGCGACAGGGUGGAGGUGGAGUGGAAGUGGCUGCUUCUGCCGGAUGCCAGCGACUAUCGGCUGCCCAAGGCCUCGCCCCACGCGCUGCCGCUGCCGUCGUCGCGCAAGGAGAAGGAGGAGAUUGGGGCGAAGAAGCGACCGGUUCCGGUGCCGGACGACGUCUUCGUCGACGGCUUUCGGUGGAAGGAGUUCCACGCGUGCGAGGCAUUUGCAUGUCGCAAUCCCGACCAGGUCCGUGUCGAUUUAUUCAGGCCGGACCGGCUGUGGCACUACAUCGGCAGGCCGUCGACGGAUACGAAACCGCAGUACACGGAGGAUCCGGCCCAUCCGACGCACAACCUCAAGAGCAACUUCCUCGACUCGGUACCCAAGCCGCCGGUGCUCUCGAUGCAGCCUCCUCGACGACCCUCUCUUCCGCCAGCACCCAUGUCUUUGAUGUCGCAGACGGCACAGACGGCUGGGCUGUCUCCCUUUGGCAGCACGGUCCUGCAAGCACAAGCACAGAUUCCUGCGGGCCAGACGGCCGUUGCGUCGCCAUCGGAGCCCCGGCGGUCGUAUAGCGUGAUCAAGCCGCCAUAUGUACCGCACACACUUCCAACGACGGCCGCGGCUGGACAGCCGUCUUCGCCGUCCGACAAUUUUCCCACGCCACGACGGCCGUCAACCAAGCAUCAGCACGGCGGGAUCCAGCGCCAUCGGUCGUACUCGUCGGGCCACCCUGCUCCUUUUGGCUCCUUCUUCUCGCUGCCAGCGGGUGGAAAUGGCAGCAAGUUUCCUCAGAUUCAACAUCCGAACUUGUCUCAUGGAUAUGCCACGAUCCCGGGGAAGCCAUCAGGAUCGGGAUCGGGUGCGCCAAAUACUUCCAUGUCCCCGCCACCUGCACCGCGGCCAUCGGCAAGCCAGGCGGCCGAAGUCGGCGCAGAGACACGAGGUCCUUCGGCCAGCGGCGAAGCUGCUCCUCUAUCGACAAGCAUCGCGCGGAAAUAUGCUUUUUUCCAAGUGCACUGCAACAGGGAUCCAACCGGCUAUCGGUCUCCGUAUGAGCCGUGGAACAGUUCGACCAAGGCCCCCGAAAGCACGACACGGCCGCGAUCGAAGAGCAGGCAGGGCAGCUCGGGCGCCGCAGCACUUGCGGCAGCAGCCAACAAGUUGCACCGGCGAGGUGCCAGCAGCACCAGCAGCGCCAGCAGCUUUGGGUUCGGGCUUGGGUUGAAGGGGCUGACGCGGCCGUCUCCCCACACUAACUAUGUUGGUCCGGCGCCGGCGCCGUCAUCGACCGUGUCGUCGCCCUACCUGUCUGCACACAACCUGCCGUUUGGACCGGGACCGGGAUCGUCUGUAUCGUCGUAUGCGUCGUACGAUUCGGUCAUGACUGGCGGAGCGCGCAUGUCGCCACACUCGCCCGGGCCAGUCGAUGCGAGUCCGUUUGUCGGCAGUCCCGGCCCACAGAUCAGCGCGUUUGACUUCCCGCCCGUGUCGGCGUCGUCAUAUCACCAUCCCGGCAUGCGGCCGCAGUUCAACAACUCGUCGUGGCAGCAGAGCUUCCACUCGCCACUCUUCUCGCAAGGUGAGCUAUUCCGGGAUGACUACCUGGAGGAGAGCAUGCAAGCUGACGGCGAUCCCGUCCUGCCAGACAUGAACGAGGUCAACUUCUCACCGCCGUCUCCCAUCGCGUCGGCCACUAGCUUGCCGGGCCUCGGAGCACCGGCGAACAUCAUCCCGAGCCACCACCAGUCGUAUUCGUUUAGCGGCAGGACGAUGGCCGAUGGCAGUCCGCUGCUGUCGGCCAGUAUGGGCGGCUACGGAGCCAUGAGCCCGCCGUUCCUGGAGGAGUCUCCGCUGGCGAUGAGUCCGUCGAUGGAGGAAGAGGCUGUGCCACCGGACGGAGGCACCCAGCAGUCGCCUGCCGAACAGCUCAGACAGCAGUUGCGGAGCAUUUCCGACUCCUCGCUCCCGUCAACAUACCGCCUACGAUGUCUACACCAGCCUCGACGGCGCCAUCAGAGCCGCAGCAGCCUGAACCGGAUAUUCACGAGCCAGCUCCUGGACCUGAACCCGACAUGA
This is a messenger RNA of Grosmannia clavigera kw1407, 4854 nucleotides long. Its product is annotated as jumonji family transcription factor. Gene Ontology annotation, molecular function: histone H3K36 demethylase activity; histone H3K9 demethylase activity. The transcript has 5 exons. Gene Ontology annotation, cellular component: nucleus. NCBI's taxonomy places the organism in Eukaryota, Fungi, Ascomycota, Sordariomycetes, Ophiostomatales, Ophiostomataceae. Gene Ontology annotation, biological process: chromatin remodeling. The record is from RefSeq and is a predicted model, not a curated record. Bases 1 to 4854 code for a protein of 1617 amino acids.